Molecule: messenger RNA, 2880 nt
Organism: Diaporthe amygdali
Lineage: Eukaryota; Fungi; Ascomycota; Sordariomycetes; Diaporthales; Diaporthaceae
Exons: 4
Coding region: 1-2880 (959 amino acids)
Biological process (GO): DNA-templated transcription
Molecular function (GO): zinc ion binding; DNA binding
Source: RefSeq, a predicted model, not a curated record
AUGCCUUCAGGACGUCUUUCCAAGCGGCCUGGUGAUGUGCCUGAGCCCCCCCAGGACAGCUUUCCUGGCGCUUCCAAGGUCAAGCUCCCUCGUCUCGAACGGGGCCCCGAGGAUUUCUCGCAGGUUGUCAAGGACAAAUUGCAAUCCUACACCCGGACUGGUCAGGCGUGCGAUCGCUGCAAGCAAAACCUCGAAUGCUAUGUCACCGAUCGCGUCACCGGGCGUACAGAACGCCGCGGCUAUUUACAACAGCUCGAACGCGAGAAGAAAGACAUGAUGACCCGGCUACGCGACAUGGAGAAGCUGCUCGAAGACAAAGGAGUGCAGAUUCGGCCGUGGCAGUGGACUCCGCCUUACGGAUUGACGACACCAUUCGACCAAGACACUGAUCCAGGCAAGGACCAAUGGACACAAUUCUUUUCUCUUUGGGUCAAGGACUCAAAUCGACAGUCCCAGAAGGCAUCGAAUAACUACUCUGCCGGGCAGCAGUCAAUAUCUGCCUUUCAGAACAUAGAUCCGCGCAAGAUCGAUGCGCGUCUCGGCACUAAUACUGAAAAUGCACCAUUGAGUAGUAUCAAUGGCACUCAACUGUCCAUCCUAGGCACGACGAUUGACAUCACAUCAUUCAACGCCCCAGACGUGGAUGGUCCGCCUAUGGGCUUGCCAAGUAACACGCCACUUUACAACAAGUCCUUGCAAUCUUUUAUCAACUCGGUAUCUAAGGUCAAUCCACCUCUCGACGUCCACUUGCCCGCGCGAGAGGAGGCUUUCAGCUACUCUGAAUGGUUCUUCGUUAUGCUGGGCCCUUUCAUGCCCGUCCUCCAUAAGCCAAGCUUCCUCAGACUGCUAUCGCGGAUAUAUGACGACCAAACGUACAAGCCCUCGACGGCAGAGCUUGCUACUGUGCACAUGGUCUUCGCAAUCAUGUACUACCAAUUCAGCGUACGAGACAGCGAAGAUCCGGACAGAAAAGGCCAGUUAAACGAAUUGUCAAAUCGACACUAUCAUUGGUGCCUGGACAAGACGUGGGAACUGGGCUGUGAUCUAUCUAUUCCUUCUACUCAGGCUCUGGUGCUCAUUCUAACUCACUGCCGCGGCUUUCCAAAACCUGGGCCCGCCUACCUUAUGGCCACUCUGACGUGGACAAGAGCGAUGGAAAUGGACCUUCACCGUGCCUAUUUGGACAAAGACGAACCUACCACCCUCGACAAUGAGAUGCGAAAACGUCUGUGGUGGAGCAUACUAAUGAUAGUUGUCAUACUAUACGGCCGAAUCGGCAAGCCCAUGCCGAUCAGGGCGGAUGAUUUUGACACAGAGCUGCCGAUCUGCAUACCCGACGAGUAUAUCACCGAGAGCGGAAUCACGGAUCCGGAGAAGAUUGGCGAGUGCAAUUGGCUGGUGGGCUACGCCGGCUUCAAAUUGUCCUUCUUGUUCAUGGAGCUGUGGAACAACGUGUAUUCUGUGCGCUUGGAUCCGAACAAAUACAUGGCGUCCGUGCAGCGACUGGAGCAACAGUUCCGAAAGUACAUCCGAGAACUUCCCGAGGAGCUGCAAGUGGACAAGUGCAAGCCGCAGAACCAAAUGCUCGCGUCCUAUCUGGCUGGCUCAAAUCACGAGUUCCUGUUUUGUCUGCGACAUCCCUCUCGGUGCAUCAGCACCGACCCGAGCUUCGUCGCCGAAAAUGGAAGGGUUUCCGAAGACUCUGCGAGAGGAUUGCUGAGAGUCGCAAGUGAGCUGUCACGGCUAAAGUCCCUUGACACGACCUGGUACCAGCUAGCUAUCUACGUGGCGGCGGUUUUCACCAUUGUCGCUGCUCAUUGGGAGAGACGAUUCGACAUGACGCUUACAGACCUCACCAGUCUGAAGGCGGACGUAAAUAUGGGCUUGUCUGUCAUAAUUGAAGUGUCGAAAUACAUUGGUGUUGGUCCGGACUCUCGAUUGAUGCCUCAGAUCACGUCUGUGAUUGACCGUACGGUCGCCUCUAUCGAACGCGAUAUGAGUACCAAACGCAAUAACAGCAGCAGCAACGACGUCAACGGCAGCGUGCACAAUAACGGCACGUCAGGAUCACAAUAUGCAUCACAUCCGCAACACAAUCCCAUCACGGCUGUCAAGCAGGAGGGAUAUAGCCCGUCAGCUCACAGACGACCAUCUCUUCGAUCUAACAGCACCACACCCAAUUCUAUAAUGAGUGGAACGGAACAAAUACCAAUUCAUCGUACGACAGGCAUGACAAAUACCUCCUACUACAACCCGCCGAUGGCCUCGCCGUCUACUGCCUACCCACAGAUGGGAUACACCGAUCUCACACAAUCCACACUCCCCGCACCUUCAACUACUGCCAGCACCAUGCAAUCGUCCUACAUACCACCAGUUACUGAGGAAUCAGCGCACCAUCAAUACCUCUACGCCACAUCAGCAGCAGCAUCAGCGGCAGCAGCCCAGAUGGCCCACAAUACACCCGGAAGCUCGCCGCAAGCAGUAGCAGCAUCACACAACCCAAUGGUCACCUACAACCCACAAUCAGCCACCCCGACUCCGAACCACCAUCAUCAACAACAAGCCACGGCCGGCUGGAUGAACGGCGGCCCGGCGGCGCCCAACGGCAUGAAUGCGGUGCAGCAUGUCACCAACGGUGCAAAUACAUGGUCUGAGUGGACCAACGCCAUCGCGCUAGGCGUGCCGCCGUCUUCUCAGGAUCGCUACAACGCCGGCGCCUUGCUGACACUCGGCAGCGGGCAGCGCGGACCGAAUGAUCCGGGUGGGGGAGGCGGAGGGGGAGGCGACAUGGGCGGCGGCGGAGGCCCACAUGCCGCGGUGCCGGAGGGUCAGUGGUCUAUGAUGAUGACCUACCAUAAUCCAAAUCACGCCGGCGGUUGA